AUGGCGGACAAGACAGACAACGAAGCAAGUGAAGUACCUUUAGCGGCAAAAAGCACGCCCAAAGAUGCUUUGGUUAUGGCAGCUAUUUUGAAAGAAAUGGGAAUCAGUGAAUAUGAUCCAAGAGUUAUCAAUCAGAUGCUGGAAUACACCUAUCGUGAGUUUUAAAAUCCAAUAAUUCGGUGUCGACAAUCUUUAUCUCCCCUUCAGCGACUUGAGCGAAAUAUUACGGACAGAUAUGAAGGGAUUUGGUAGAGCUGCAACGUUUAAGUCUCAUUUGAUUUUUGUGUGUGUGUGCGUGUGUGUAAACAUCUCCUUUUUAUUUUAGAGAAAACUUGUUUAAACAUUGAACAUCUGUGGUAUUAACGCAACCUUUGUUUAUUUGAUUGUACAAAAACACGAGAUCUUUAGCUCAUAAACCUUGUCGUUUCCAUAGUCAUUAUGUACAGUACUGUAGAUUUCAGUGAACAAAAUCCUAUAGUGGGACCAUUCAGUUAUUUUUAGAAGUAGUAUUUGCUUUUUUUUGCUUAAAAAAGAUAAUAGUUUCUCUUAGAUUUUCGUGGGAAAUGUAUUCCAGUGCUGUUAAGGAAAGGAAAAAAAGGAUAAUUAGAUUUCACUCAGACGGAAUCCAUUUUUCAUUUAGGAAGUACAAGGCUGUGCUCGGCAUUGCUGAGCAGGCAAUGAUCUGAUUGGUAGAAAACAACAAUAGCAAACCUUUGUGUCCAGUUCGUCAGACCGGGGGAGGACUGUGGGUUCAUUUCCCGAACAGUGGCUGGUAUUCUCGAGCCUUGUCAGCUAGUCAGUCCAGUCAUAUAGAGAAUUGCACUGUCAAUCAGAACUGUCAAGCCAGAUCAGUUUAUUCAUACUGCGUAGCAAAAAGUUUUUGCAGACUAGCAAUUUGUUUUGUUUUGCAGGAAAUAUUUUUUGCGAUUUAAUAGCACAGAUUGGCUUUUCUUGCUGGGAAUCAAUGUUUGUGAUUUUGAUAAUGUCUUUGUAUUUAAUGCAUAUUUUCAAACAAAACUAUGGUGUGUGUAUCCUAUGCAAAACCAGUCAAACAGAUUGCUUGUCUUUUCCAUUGGAUUACGAACACGAACAAACAUGAUUCCUUACAUGUAUUUUUUAGUAGUGAAUUUAAGUUAGAGAAUUUUGGUCAGCACCUGGAAAUGUCCUUGUCCACCAAAGGCAAAAAAAUUGUCACCCGGGUCCACCAGGAUGUGGUAGAUAAAAGCAAACUGUUUUUACUUCAGGUUACAUAACAACAGUUUUGGAGGAUGCUCUUGUUUACUGCAAACAUGCUGGCAAAAAAGAACUUGAUGCAGAUGAUGUCCAGCUGGCCAUUCAGUCAAGACUUGACCACUCUUAUACAAACCCACCACCAAGAGAGGUAAGUAAGCUUUUUAUCCAGUCUUACUGUGACACUCAGAUAACAGUUAACACCUUUAAUAUUUCCAUCAGAAUGUUAUUGUUUUUCAAGGAAAAGGCCAUUAGAUGCAAGAAAACUUAAGGAUUUAAUGGUGCUGAAAAAAAUAUGGAAUUUUAAGUACUUUAGGCCUCACAGCGUUGAACAGCUACUAAUAAACCAGAGUGUUCAUUAGGCAUCGGAGAUUGAAGAAUUCGCCAUUUACUAUGCAGAAUUCUCCGGCUAAUGUUCGGUAGCCUGUGACUAUUUUUUAUUCAGACGUAGAGCCUCUUUUAAAAUAUUUUCUUGUAACAUUACACCUUUCUCCUGCUACUAGAAUUCUUAAGGAAUACAUUGUGCCCUGAUAAACAAUAAUAUUGUUUACAGUCUGUCCCCUUUAAAAUAUUACGGAGUUAAAAUGUCUACUGAUUAAAAUUAAUCCUUUGGUAAAUGGUUUAGAUGAAGCCUAAAACGUUUACUUAAACCAUCUGUUAUACUGUUGCAGUUUCUCAUUGAGAUUGCUCGUCAGAAGAACCGUCUCCCUUUGCCCCAGAUCCAGGCAAAGAGUGGCUUGAGGCUUCCCCCUGAUCGAUACUGUCUGACCUCUACAAAUUACAAGGUCAAGGCACAGAAAAAGGUAUUGUUGACAUAAAAAAAUAGAAUACAGUCAAACCUCUAAUAUAGACUCUCAAGGGUCAGAACCAAGUAGUGUCUGCUUUACAGAGGUGUCCAUAAUAUAGAGGUAGGGAUGGCAUUCUGGGACCAAACGAACUGUUUGAACUGUGCGUAAUAGAGAGGUGUCAGUAUUAUAGGUGUCCAUGAGGAGAGGUUAGACUGUAUUUAAUUGAAGCUGGGUGCUUGUAUAAACUGCUGGUCUGGGUUGUUCAAAGCAGGGUUAAGAUAACUCAAGGUUAGUCUAUAGCAUAUUCUUGUUUAAUAUUCUUCUGGUCUGCAGUUUGAUGAUUGGAUGCUUUUAAAAGAAUAGGAAAAAUUGUCUGAGAAAAUGCUUUUUAACAAAAGAAAAAGAAAUUGGGAUUAAAAUUUAACCCUGGGUUAGCACUAAUCGGCCUUCGAACAACUAGGUCCUAGUGUCUCUUUCAUAUUAAUUUUUUUUGAAAAAAAUAUUUUGCCUUAUAAGCUUCACUUGUGAAUUAAAAGUGGGAUUUGAUAUCUAGAGCAGGAGUCAGUUGAGGCCUUUUUCCUCGUGCUUCUUUCAUUAAUAUAGAUAUACUGUAUAAGUUGUAGUUAAUUUUUUAUCCUAGGUAAUUUUUGUUUUUCUUUUGUUCUUGGGUAUGGUAAUGUAUGCUAAUGAAGUUGAAACAAAGGAAAAACUUUAACUAUGACAUACAUUUGACCAAAGAUGCUGUUUGAAGAUGUUGAUUGAAAAAUGCUUUCUACCUGGCAAUUUGUUGCAAAAUGUACCAUGACAAUAAGUAGAGUAGACACAUGUUGGGCAAAACUGUUCAAACAAUAAUUUGUCAUUAAAAUAUCUUUCUGUGUCUUUAUGUUAUUUUAAUCGGUUUUUGUAAUGCCAUAUACAUACAUUUUAGAUAACAGCAUUAAGAGUCCGACCCUGAUUCUUGCAGCUGAUCACUCGACUCUCCUAUUUCUCCCAGUUUUUUUUUUUACAAAACAAAGAACUUCUUUUUUUUCUUAUGUGGGUUUCAAUCACGGAUCCAUAUUUGCAUUAAAUUUUUCAUGACCCUUCCCUUUUCUGCAGUCCCCCUCCCUCUGCAGUCACAAGUCCCUAAGUUAUUCAAACAAUAAUUUGUCAUUAAAAUAUCUUUAUGUGUCUUUAUGUUGUUUACAGCAUGCUCAGUGACCAGCAGUUACCCCAGUGACAGCUCCAAUGGGAGCUUCAACAACUAUCACAACACCAAAUACUUUGACUCCUGGAAGUGUCAGUAAAAUUACUGUGAAGCAGGAACCAACUGCCAGUGCAGGCACUCACACUGUUCAGAAAACAGGGGUGACAAAUACAGGGAUUGCAGUAUCACAGGUGGGUACUCUGUGCAUAGAGGCACAGGUCACGUAAAUUUUAAAUGGAUCCCUAAAUGUUUUGGGUAAGUGUCCCCAAGUGUGAUCCAAAAUUGGGAAUUGCACUUGCCCCUUAGGUAAAUAUUACUUUCAUGAUAUUGAUCAAUAUUGAUUGCAAGUGAAUAUGUGACAGAGAGAACUGUAUCAUAAAGCCUUUUGUUCUUGGGCCAUCAUAGUUUAAUAAAAAAAACACACACAGCGGUGAUAACCGUGAACUUUUGCAUUUUUAUAUAAACUUGAAGUGAUCUAAACUGAAACAGUCACUUUAGAUUACUUUCAAAAAUGCAUGUUGACUAGCAUAUGAAAUGUCAAGUUUAUGUAGAAAUGCAAAAGUUCUCAAUGUUUAUCACUGCUGUAUGUUAUCAUGGAUUCAACAAAGUGGCCUUACAGGUGUUUUUUAGCAGAUAAGCUUUGUAAGUGCUAUUAUUAUUUUUAUUUUAUGUGGCAGGUAAAAACUGAACCUGCAAAAACUACUAUGACAAGCACAACUAAAACAGGUGUACCAACAACAGGAUCUCAGGCCACAGUCAUCCCAGCUUCUAUGCUGACUGUAUCAGCUCUUCCAAGCAUGGAUGAAACAAUGGCAAGUACUCAGCAACCACUGAUCACUCCAAUGAAACGAAAACAUGAGGAUGAAGAUGACGACUACGACUCCUAGCCCUUAGGAUGAUCUUUAUUAACUAUUAACUUUAAUUUGUAAACAAAUUUACAUACAUGUACAAAGUAUACAUGCCAAAACUACCAUGUUUACUUGAAAGAGCACUGCCUCUGUAUAAGCCUUGCAUUGAGGAGCAAAAAAAAGUGUGUUAAGUCCAGCAACAAUUUUGGUGUGUAUUGUUGCUUUUUUUUUAUAUUGUUGAUGUUGGAUGGAUACUGCUACAUUGUUGAUAUUAUUUCAAGCUAGAAGGGCACUUACAGAACUUGUAAACCUUUCAAGUAACUAUUGCAUUCUUCUUAUGGGGCCCUGUUAGGGUAAGAUUCCGACGAGUAACAAGGCCUUGAAAUAUCAACAUAAGAGAGCUAAAAUGGCAAUAAAGAUGGGUCAAAACUGAGAGACAACAAAGAAAAGGGAAAAUAAAUAGUAAAAUACCAGCAAGUAGCUGGCCUCCUCCUCAGUAUGAGAAACCAUAGGUUUUAAAAUUUAGACUAGGGACAUAUGUACCCCCCUCCCCCUCCCAAAAAAGGGGCCUCCCUCAUGCUAUUACUGUUGCUUCUGAACAGACUGAAGUUAAAGAAAAAAUAAUUUUUCUUUUCCUUCGGUUUGUUCAGAAACAAUGUAAUGUAGAACUGUUCUUCAGAAAUUGGAAGCUUAAUGGAAGUGCAUCUCCAAACAAUUAAUGCCCUCGAAUCAGCACUGCACUAAGGGCCUGUUUACGUG
This is a messenger RNA of Porites lobata, 4811 nucleotides long. Lineage: Eukaryota; Metazoa; Cnidaria; Anthozoa; Scleractinia; Poritidae. The record is from the annotation of a GenBank genome assembly.